Messenger RNA from Alternaria viburni, 660 nucleotides. RefSeq lists its product as uncharacterized. The coding region runs from base 1 to 660 and encodes 219 amino acids. The record is from RefSeq and is a predicted model, not a curated record. NCBI's taxonomy places the organism in Eukaryota, Fungi, Ascomycota, Dothideomycetes, Pleosporales, Pleosporaceae. The transcript has 3 exons.
AUGGCCACUUUUGAUGAAAUUGAUCGCCGGUUUACGACGGACUUCAACGCUGCUAUUGCGCUGCUCGAACAAGACGAAUUCGAGAAGUGUACCGAGGCCGUCCGCAAUUUGCUCGCCGACUCCGCUAUCCCUCGUUUUCACCGCAUCAAAUGUUUCACGAUGCUUGCAUGUCUUCUGGAUGACUUCCAUGAAGCAUACGUCUUUUACGUCAAGGGCGAAACCCUUUGGCGUAUUACGAAGCAAUGGCAUGGUAACGAUCCAAAUCCGGAUCUGAAAGAGGCGCUGGAUGACCUUCACGAGGGCUUAGAAGAGACAAGGGAAGCUUUGGUCAAUGACGAGGAACGGCCCGAGGACACACCAGUCCCGGAUGUUGAGGCGGAUGUGCUUCGUACCCUAGAGUUUUACUAUGUCGGAGUGGAGGAGGACUACGAGAUCGCGGAGGCAGACAGAGAGACGGGGUCAGAGGACGAGAUGAGCGACGACGACAUGGGUGGCGAAGAGGAAGUGAGCGACAGGGAAACGAAGGUCGAGGUCGAGCAAAAAUUGGGCGACAAAGACGAGAGCGAUGCGCAGAAGGUUAGCGAAGAGGAGACAGCGGUACCGGAUCAAGAGCCAAAGGACGAGAUGGUGCUACCAUACCGUCCGGCACACACACGCUGA